This is a messenger RNA of Dryobates pubescens (Downy woodpecker), 3640 nucleotides long. It is a transcript of the gene FAM13B, whose product is annotated as family with sequence similarity 13 member B. The record is from RefSeq and is a predicted model, not a curated record. The transcript is spliced from 25 exons. Lineage: Eukaryota; Metazoa; Chordata; Aves; Piciformes; Picidae. Bases 483 to 3344 code for a protein of 953 amino acids. Gene Ontology annotation, biological process: signal transduction.
UCACUUCCGCCCGUUGCCGCCGCUACCGUUGGGGACCCCCCGCUCGCGGAGGCGCGCUCGAGCGACGUGAGCGGCUCAGGGGACGGACAGGCGGACGGACGGACAGCGCCCGGAGCGGCAGAGCGGCGGCAGGCGGCGGGGGCGGCGGAGGCCGAAGGAGGAGGCCCGCAAGGAGAGCCAAGAGGCCAGGAGAGGCCCGCGCCGGCCCCCGGGGUAGGAAGAGGCGGAGGAACCUGCUGCUGGUGCUGAGGACGGCGGGGAGGGCGAGUCACCCGGCAACGAUUAACUGCUGAAGUACUGAUCGAGUUCUGCUAUUCUUCAAUGAGGAACUACAGGCUGAUCUUUUGCCAUAAUCUUAAACAACCAUAAAUGACAAAAGAAUGCUUGGUCAGUGAGGGCAGCUGGCGCAGAAAACGUUUUUCAAACUCGGCUGUUUAAGUACUCUGAGAAAAGACAGCUUUGAUUUUUGGCUGCAAAAAGAUAUGAGGAAGAGCUCCUCCCCUUCCUUGAGUAACUGCAACUCUGUUCUUGCUAACAAAAUAUUUGGAAUUCCACUUGAUGAGCUGCAGCAAGAAGGGCAACCAGACAAUGAGGUUCCAUUCAUAGUCCGCCAUGUCGUGGACUAUAUUGAGGAACAUGGGGGUCUGGAACAAGAAGGACUUUUUCAAGUCAAUGGGAAUGCUGAGACAGUGGAGUGGCUUCGGCAACGAUAUGAUAAUGGAGAAGAUGUGGACCUGGUUAAAGAAGCAGAUGUACCCUCAGCUAUUAGCCUUCUUAGAUUUUUUCUUCAAGAACUUCCAGAGCCAGUUAUCCCAGGCAGUUUGCACAUACAUUUGAUGCAACUUUCUCAAGAUUAUAAUAAUGAAGAUGAAUUUGGAAGAAAGCUGAGGUUCCUCUUGCAGCAGCUUCCACCUGUUAAUUACAGUUUGUUGAAGUUUCUGUGUAAAUUUUUAGCUAACGUAGCAUCGCAUCAUGAAGAAAUUUGGUCAGCAAGUUCUUUAGCUGCAGUCUUUGGCCCGGAUGUCUUUCACAUUUACACAGAUGUGGAGGAUCUGAAAGAACAAGAACUGGUUAGCAGAAUAAUGGCAGGACUUCUGGAGAACUACUAUGACUUCUUUGAAAACGAAGAGGAAGAUUUUUCAUCUACUAACGAUUUAAGCUCAAUAACUGAGCAGUUCAAUGAUCUCUUGGAAGAGGAGGAAGAUGUAAAGCUUGAGCAGUCUGAAGAACUUCCAGAAGAUGGCACAGGGAAACCUGUUGAAAGGCCAGCGGUGGUGCAUCUAGAUGUGACAGGGAGUCUCUCGGAUUCCAGGAACGUUACAGCAUCAACAAGUGCUCAUAUCUCUCCCAUAAGUAUCUUGCCAGCCUCUGCAGACAUUUUAGAAAGAACAAUUAGAGCAGCUGUGGAACAGCACCUUUUUGACCUGCAGAGCAGCUUGGAUAAUGAUCUGAAACACAUACAGCAACACAGACUGGGCUGUAACAAUGAAGCAAAAAAUCCCAGUGGGGAUGAGGAAGGAUCUAACAACCAGAAUGAUGUUAAUGAAGAUAAUGACACUGGUAGCAGUGAGAACACAGCAGACUGCCCUGAAGUUUUGGGUUGCACUGAUGUAGACAGUGAAGCUAUGAAACAGGAUACUGUAACUGAGGAAGAAGAAAGCAUUCAGGUACCAGCCCUUCCUUCUGCUCAGACUGCAGACGUAUUAUUGGAACCGUGUGAUGAAGAUGCAGAUGUUGAUGGAGAAAAUAAUAGCGAAGGGCAGAAUAGUUUAUUACUUGGUGGCGAUGACAGAACAUCUCCGGAGACGUUGCUGGAUUCAAGUAGCAAGACUUGUGAUCUUAAUGCAAAUACUGAUUCAGAGGUGUUGGGGGAUGGCAACGUUAAUGGUUCCGAGGAAGCUCUGGGUGUCCAAGUACCACGUCUUGACCUGAAGAAUGUAUCUGAUGGUGACAAAUGGGAAGCGCCAUGCCCUAUCACUUUCCCCCUCAUUGAUUUCAAAACAAUGCAUCUGCAGAGAGAAGGGGAGGAUCCGUUUCCUGCUUUCAAGUCUUGGCAGGAGGACAGUGAGUCUGGAGAAGCUCAGCUUUCCCCGCAGGCUGGGAGGAUGACUAAUCACCCGCUGGAGGAGGACUGUCACCCUGUGCUGUCACACCGUAGCCUGGACUUUGGGCAGAGCCAGCGCUUCUUACACGAUCCAGAAACCUUAGAUUCUUCAUCCAAAGCACUUUCUUUUGUUAGAACACGAAGAGGAUCCUUCAGCUCAAAAGAUGACAAGAGGGAAGACAAGACACCUUAUCAGCUUGUCAAGAAACUACAGAAAAAGAUAAAGCAAUUUGAAGAACAAUUUGAAAAAGAGAAAAACAGUAAGCCCUCCUACAGUGAUAUCGCAGCCAAUCCAAAGGUUUUAAAGUGGAUGACUGAACUUACCAAACUGAGAAAGCAAAUCAAAGAUGCAAAGCAGAGGAGCUCAGAUGGAGAAUUCAUACCUCAGCCACGUCCACGAAGUAACACUCUUCCAAAAAGCUUUGGUUCCUCCCUUGACCAAGAGGAUGAAGAACACGGCGACGACCUGCGCGCCGUGCAGAAAGAGAAGAAGCCCUCCAAGGAAGCUACCCUGGAGCUCAUUUUGAAGAGGCUAAAGGAAAAACGAGUGGAGAGAUGUUUGCCAGAGGAUAUCAAAAAAAUGACAAAGGACCAUUUGGUAGAAGAGAAAACAUCUCUCCAGAAAAGCCUCCUCUAUUAUGAAAGUCAGCACGGACGGCCGGUUACUAGAGAAGACAGACAUAUUGUGAAGCCACUUUAUGACAGAUACAGACUUGUAAAACAAAUGUUAACUAGAGCAAGCAUUACUCCUAUUCUUGGCUCUCCAUCAACCAAGAGGCGUGGGCAGAUGCUGCAGCCCAUUAUUGAGGGGGAAACUGCUCACUUCUUUGAAGAAAUUAAGGAGGAGGAGGAAGAAAGUGAUGGUUUGCCUGCAGACCUGAAUGAUAUCUUAAAAACUGCUGCCCAAACCCAGCCUGUUUUAAGCCCAGUUGAAAACUCUGAGUCUGAUGUUGAAGAUGGUCAAGAGAAACUGACCCGAGACCUGAGGCUGUCAAGCACCCGGGCUGCUUCCAUGCCUGAAUUACUGGAGCAGCUGUGGAAAGCCAGAGCUGAAAAGAAGAAGCUACGUAAGACACUGCGAGAGUUUGAAGAGGAGUUUUAUCAGCAGAACGGAAGGAACGUGCAGAAAGAAGACCGAGUUCCCAUGCUGGAUGAGUACAGGGAGUACAAGAAAAUCAAAGCCAAGCUGAGGCUGUUGGAAGUCCUGAUCAGCAAACAAGAUUCUUCAAAAUCAAUUUAAGAUCUGUUCCUCCAACCCAUUGAAUCACCUGAUGUUUCCAUGUGCUACCACUGUACUUAUUGGGUGCUUGUGUUCAUUUGUCAUGCACUGUGGAAAGAAUCCAGCUUGUGCACUUUACUGUGGUGCCACUAGAACACGUUUGCAGGGUGAGUAGGUCCUGUCUAGAGAGCAAGUGAGAUUUCCAAGUUUGAGACUGCUCUGUCCAACUUUAGCAAGCACAGUUUCCACCAGAGCCUUGUAUUACCGAUGCAUCCAUCUUGUUCCAAAACAACCAUAGCUUUUCUUUUUUAUAUAUA